AUGGGCGCUUGUGGACGACAAAGUCUAUCCCCAAAGCAUAAGCUAAUAGCCGUUUUUCAAAUGCUCGCAUAUGGAUGCUCGGCAGACUCCACCGAUGAGUACUGUAGAUUGGGUGAAUCUACAACCCUUGAAUGUUUGCGAAAGUUUUGUUCCAUUAUUGAAGUCGUGUAUGGCCAGUGGUACCUCCGUUCCCCAAAUCCGGCCGACCUUUACAGGCUCUUGCACAAGACUAGUCACAGAGGAUUCCCAGGCAUGUUAGGUAGUCUUGUUUACAUGCACUGGGAAUGGAAGAACUGCCCCACUCCUUGGGCAGGCCAGUUUACUGGUUACAAGUAUAAGCCAACUAUCGUUCUAGAAGUAGUGGCCUCAUAUGACACUUGGAUAUGGCAUGCCUUUUUUGGAGUCUUCAGAUUGAACAAUGAUAUCAACGUCCUAUCUCGUUCCCCGUUGGUCAAUGAUGUAGUCAAUGGAGUGUCUCCCCAUAUCCAAUAUGUUGUCAAUGGAAAUGAAUACAAUCUGGGUUAUUACUUGGCUGAUGGUAUCUACCCUCGUUGGGCUACAUUGGUUAAGACGAUUUCCCAACCGGAUACUCCAAAAAAAAGACUAUUUUCCCAAAAACAAGAGGCUUAUAGGAAGGAUGUCGAAAGAGCCUUCGGAAUACUUCUGGUUCAAUGGACAAUUGUUAGAGGACCUGCACCUAUGUGGCUUCAUUCAAUCAUGAUGACGUGCAUAAUAUUGCACAACAUGAUUGUUGAGGAUGAGUAUGAGGAUCUAGAUGUAGAAUCUGAUGAUGAUGAUAAUUUUUCACGAACAUCUAGAAGAGCAAGAGCAAGACUUGCUUAUGAGCUUGAGCCAACUAUCACGUACAGUAUAAACUGA
Messenger RNA from Prunus persica (peach), 879 nucleotides. RefSeq lists its product as uncharacterized. NCBI's taxonomy places the organism in Eukaryota, Viridiplantae, Streptophyta, Magnoliopsida, Rosales, Rosaceae. The coding region runs from base 1 to 879 and encodes 292 amino acids. The record is from RefSeq and is a predicted model, not a curated record. The transcript has a single exon.